AUGGUACAGUUCGGGGAACGAGUGUGGUUUAGACCGCUAGAAGCCUACCGCAAGGGAGGAGACCUCGAGACCAAGGUCAUGGAAGGCCUAUACGUAGGCACGCACGGCAGAAAUGCAGACGUGCUCUGCAUGACAGAGACGGGUGUCUACAAGGGCACCAGUGUGAAGAGGAUGCCUGAAGGGCAAAGGUGGAACAAGGAAGGACUGGACAAGCUACUUGGGGCCCCAUGGAAAUUGAGGCCCAACCUUAAAGAAAAGGAAGACGUGGAUGCCACCAUCGUGGUGGAUCUUCCAGCCACGUCGGAGAAGCUAACGCCCGUUGCCAGAGACUCGGGACCAAGAAACCUGUACGUCCGAAGAAGGGACCUAAAGAACGAAGACGGGAGUGAUGACUUCACUCCUGGUUGCCCAGGUUGUCAUGCGAUAAUGCUGGGUCUACCUGCUGUUACACACGACCCGCACUGCAGAGAAAGAAUCCGCAAGAAACUUGCAGACACUGAAGAAGGCAAGCAAAGACUUGAAGACGAAAAGAAAAGAAAAUCCGAAGGGGACAAAAGUGAAAAGGGGUCGAAGGAACCCAAGGUUAGUGGGGAGCCUGAUCCCGAGGACAUGGAAGUCUCAGCAGAAAUUGCAACUGGAGGAGAAAAGAGAAAAGCCAGCAAGUCCACGGCUACAACCGCGCAGGACAAGAAGAAGAAGGAGACAGAGAAAGAAAAGGGAAGCAUGAAAAGACAGACGUCGACUACGGUCGAUGAUCUGUAUCAUGAGGAAGAAGACGCUGCUAAUCCUCAGGUUGUUUCGGCCGAGGAGACAGCAGGAGGACAGAACCUUGUUGGAGGAGGAUCCGGGUCAGCAGCACCUGGGUCCGACUUGUCUCACGGACAGUUUUGGAGCCCUGUGGUUCCAGGAGGGGCGUCGACCGCAACGCCGGUCUCAGAAGCCCAGGAGCAGCAAACGAACCUGCUGCUUGGAAGUGUCACCGAAGCUUACGAGAUAAGCAAUUUGCAAAUGAGUCCAGAGCAUUUUGCUCUGGCGAAAGAUCUUAGUGCCAUUGGGCUGAAGCGUGAAGAUGCGAAAGCAAACAGAGAGCGCGAAGGAAACGCGAACUUCUUUGGACUACCAGUAGGGUACGUCCUUGAGCUUGGGAAAGCAAAGAGUACGGGAGAACCUUGGAGGUUGGAGAAAGACCUGUUGACGCUACAAGCGACCAUGGUUCGAGAAGACACCUAUCUGGUGAUAGGCAACAACAGCAGCACCCUUGAUGCUGCAAUUGACCUGUAUUCUUUCCAGAGUCAAAGAAGAAAAUACUUUCUACAUGAACAAGUGGAACACAAAGGUCACCAAAGAAGUGCAAAAGAGAAGACGUUUCUUGAAGGAAAAGAAAUCUACAAAGCAGAAGCUGAGUGCAAGAUGCACGAAGAAGGAGGAUAUCGAAGAAAGAAGGUGACGUGGAUCACCAACAGCAAAGAGAUGGCGCACAAGCUGCAAUCUCUUAGGACCAUCGAAAGAAGAACAAAGAAGAUACAUGAUGUAGCACAAGUGCAAGCCAUUGUUGGCGGCCUGAAGUCACAGAUGAUGGCCGAUGGAGAAACAAGUGAACAUAUGAUUGCAGUGGGCGCAGGGCCCACUCCUCACGAAGCUGAAGAGAACAAGGAAGAAUACUACGAAGGGUGGUUUCCUGAAGAAGAGAACCAAGAAGUCAUCUACGACUCAGUUACAGGGGUACAGUUAGACGCGGGAAAAGUGCUUCAGGCACGGAGAGAAGAACUUGCGUGGAUACACAAAGCGGAGGUGUAUCGCAAGGUACCCUUGGAGAUGUGUUACCAGGAGACACAGAAGGACCCCAUCUCCUUGAAAUGGGUAGAUCGAAAUAAAGGAGACCACAUCAAAGAAAACUUUCGCAGCAGACUAGUCGUAAGAGAAAUCAAACGACAGCAUGGGCAAGGGACUCGGAAAACAAAGACAUGUCCAGACCAGGUCUCUGACAAGAAAGUGUUGCUGAGCAAAGUUCACACUGACAGCAACAUUGCAGACCUGAUGACGAAGCCCACGAGCCGGGAAAGUUGCGAGAAGCUAAUGAUGACGGACUAUGCUGACGCCAAGACCUUCGCCUCCCGGGCGCCUGGCGCCAGCAGCGGCCCGUGGCAGGCGCGGUUUCGCAUCAUGGGGGAAGUCCAUGCCUUGGUGCAAGACACCGCGACCUGGUACCGUGGGGCACAGUGGAUUUGCUUUUGGUACAUGCUCAUCCUCCUUGUCAAGUUCGGCGAAGGCCUUCCUGUUUCACCCCGGCUGAUGAUCUUCGUGAACACUCUGUCCGAUGCGGUGGGCAGUAUCUUCUAUUUCUUCAUCGUCUUCUUUGUCGUGUUUGCCAACUUCGCGAUGGGUGCCCACUUCCUCUUCGGCCACAUCCUUUACUCUUGGUCAACCACAUUCCUGCCGUUCGCUUCCUCGAUGAGGGUCUUAAUGGGAGACUUCGACUUCAUGGGGAUGUACGACAUUGCGCCUGUGAGUUCCGUCUCAUGGUUCAUGCUCUUCACAGUCAUGGUGGUCUUUGUGCUCGUAAAUCUCUUCAUCGCCAUCGUGACGGAUUCGUACCAGCGGGUGCAUCGUGACACAGUCGGAAGCCCACACGAGGACAUGCUCAUGAACUUCGCGAAGACGAUGACAACUGUCGGAAAUGCAGGUGCAACCAACGUGGUUUCAACACUCGGGAAGCUCACAACGGCUUCAAGCUUCGAGCUCACAAGUCCCAAAUCGCUGUCAAAACUCUUCAGUGAACGGGGCUCCAAGAACUACGAGGAAGCUGCGGAGGGAGCAGAAUUUCCGGUCCCGCUGGGAGACCUGGACAAGAGCGAAAAGCAGAAGACAGUGACUUACCGUGGCGAUCUUCGCCCUCUUGGCACCUUCGCGCCCGGCUGCAAGCCCAAGGGGGGCGUUAAUGGUCUUUGGCAGCAAUCCCCGGGUGUGGCCCUUGGUGCGGAGUUCUUGCCAGUUCCGGGCAAGGGGAGGACUAAGCAUCUCGUGAUUUUCGGUUCCCGAGCGGUUCGGCUCAUGUCAGACAUCAACUGGGCAGGCCUUCUGAUCAGCACCGUGGUGAAGGUGGUUGGGUCCUACGGCCUUACAAGCAAUGUGAUGCUGGCGCUCAUCAACGACGUCACCGCCGCAGAGGAUCGAGAAGAGGCGGUGGGAGCCCAUUUUGCCGUCAACAACUUCAUGAGCUUGGCGAUGACCGGCAUCCCUGUGAUGAAGGUGGUUGAUAACAAAUGCCGUCUGCUUUCUCAUCCUUCAGGCGGUGCUCAGCGGCCUUUGCGUUCCUCUGCUCUUCUGGGUCAGGCCGAAGCCCUGGAAAUUGCCGGAAACAAGAAGACCAUUGACGAGCUGCAAGAGCUGCGGGAGGUUGUGAAGAGGCAGGAGGCCAAGCUUGCAUCGACGUUCGAGGAGCUGGAGGAAGAAAAAUCCCGGGCGAACCAUGCGGAAAACAUCGCUCAGACCCGUCAAGGUGAAGUUGAAGUCGCCCAGAAGCUGGCGGACAGGCUCAGAUCAAAACUUUGCAGACGGAGCUUGCCCAAGUACAGGAGGAGCACGAAGCUGGUGACCCGCCGCCGGGUUUGCCCAGCCUCUUCUGCCAACGUGUCCUUGCCCGAGUCAAGGCUUUACGGUCCUCUUCAAGGAAACGAUGAGGUCGAGCGCCAUCUCGCCAUGGAGGCCGAGGGCUUGUUCGGAGAAGACAAAGUGCUGCAAAGUUUAGGCGCCGGCAGGGAUUUGGAGAAUCGCCUUCGCAACUUCGUCUCGGUGUUGAG
Molecule: messenger RNA, 3800 nt
Organism: Symbiodinium sp. CCMP2592
Lineage: Eukaryota; Dinophyceae; Suessiales; Symbiodiniaceae
Source: the annotation of a GenBank genome assembly